AUGGUAAAUAUCAGCACACUGAAAACGACGCCGGCGGCACACGCGCCUGUGCAUCCGCUCGGCUAUGGACCGCUGCAUGGGCCUCGCAGGAACGAGCAUAUCGUUGUUGUGCUAGGUGUCGGACCUGGACUUGGACUUAGCAUUGCCUCGGUUUUUGCCGCGCAGGGCUAUACGACUGCGAUCCUAUCUCGUUCCAAGGAACGGCUCGAUCAGUGGGCGCAAGAGCUCGAUACGGUAGCGCGUGCACGGCUCGAGCAAGACGGGGAGUGUCCUGCAAAAGACGAGCCGCUCUCGCUUGCAUUUGCUUGCGAUAUGCUCGAGCAAAGCACGAUCCACGGCGCUAUGCAAGCGAUCCAGAAUGCAUGGCCUAAGCGCUACAUAGGUACGUGUGCGUACAACGGAAGUAUACGCAAGCGCGGCCCGUUUUUGGAUAUUCCAUUCCACAAGAUCGAGGAAAGCGUAGCAGCGAGCAUCUUUGCAUUCUUUACAUUUGCACAGCUUACACUGCGUGCGAUGGACAAGCAUGGCAUGGGCGGCUCGCUCCUUGUCACAGGAGCGAGCAGCAGCACGCGCGGAGCAGAGGGAUUUGCGCCGUUUGCCGCAGCGAAGUCUAUUGCGCGCGAGUUUGGCGAAAAGAACGUGCACGUCGCGCACAUCAUCAUCGACGGCCUCGUUGAAUCCAAGACGGCAUUGCAGUACCUAGGCCUGCCAGCCGACGAGCGGUUUGAGGACGGCGUGCUGGCCAAGACAUGGCUCUUCCUCGCGCAGCAAGACCAGAGCGCAUGGACCUUUGAGCUGGAUAUCCGGCCAGCCAAGGAAAAGUUCUAA
This is a messenger RNA of Malassezia vespertilionis, 828 nucleotides long. RefSeq lists its product as uncharacterized. The record is from RefSeq and is a predicted model, not a curated record. The transcript is spliced from 6 exons. NCBI's taxonomy places the organism in Eukaryota, Fungi, Basidiomycota, Malasseziomycetes, Malasseziales, Malasseziaceae. The coding region runs from base 1 to 828 and encodes 275 amino acids.